Messenger RNA from Mya arenaria, 1095 nucleotides. RefSeq lists its product as uncharacterized. The coding region runs from base 27 to 578 and encodes 183 amino acids. The transcript has 2 exons. Lineage: Eukaryota; Metazoa; Mollusca; Bivalvia; Myida; Myidae. The record is from RefSeq and is a predicted model, not a curated record.
GCGGACUUGUCAGUGUAUUCGUUUGGAUGUUUCUGACCAACAUGGUUUACAUGACAUUGUUUGCAUAUAGUUGGGUUUUUUGGCUAAAUACUUCCAGCUGGUCCUAUUCAGAAGAUUGGCUGAACACAGUAUUUGCGUUUACUUUGAUCAUUAACUUGUGCCUGUCCAUCUUCAAUCUCUACUCGAUGUGUCUCGUUUACAAGUUUGGCUGUUGUUUCAUGAAUGGUGUUGACAGAGAGUGUCCCCAGCAAAGCGUUAACAUGAUGGUUGUGAACCACUCACAACUUAACACAAUAGGAGGAGGUGUUCCUGCUAACGGUUCAGGACUCACAAUGCCAAUAGGUCCUCAACAAGGUCAAUUCAGAACUGGGACCUCGUUCCCGCAACAGCAACCGUAUAUCACCAACAUGCCGCUUUCUCUACAACCCGCUCAACAACAGCAGCCAGCCGGUGGAGCGACUGCAGAAUCAGCGAGCCUUUCUAUCCCUCAUAGUAUUACACCGGACACAAGUGGUCAAAACGAAGCUCCUCCCAGUUACCCUGAGGCAGUUUUUAACAGCAAACAUUCCAGUGCAUAGUUUGCACAGAUACGAACACCAUUUUAUUUUAAAUUUGUUAAUGAUCGUUAUCAAUAUCUAUGAAUAGUUAUUUAAUUAUGCUACGGAUGAUGCUUAAUUAUCUUUUGAACGUAGUUUUAUGCCCAAUUUUAACCUUAUCUGUCUGGGUUUCUUUUUAAAAUAUCGAUGUAGACUAUGUGUGUGCCUUCUUGAUUAAUGUGUGUGAUGACGCCUAGGCCUCAGAUUCUGUCUAAUGGUUGGUUUAAACUUUAUUCAUUUUGCAACGAUUGUGAAGAGAGUUACAUUUACUUAUACAAAGUCACUCUCGUUGGCACGAUGUGGCGCUAGAGUGUGGUUUUGUGUUGUGCAGGGAACCUGGGUAGAAACAAGUACUGAUGUUCAUUUUAAAGUACCGUCAUGUUUUAGUUAUGUGAACUUAUAUUUUUGAUUGUAUAUCCAAAUGGCUUCUCUUAUCCUUUUUUAUCUUUCAGAAUUAUUAGAAAUGCUAUUAAAAAUGCAAUAAAAACUGAAAGUACAA